AUGGCGUUAAUAUCCACGUACUUCUCCCCUCCCAGCGAGACCAGCCUGAUUGUGAAAUCAAUCCAGAAGAACGACUUUCUUAGCCGCCUUGAUGAUGAGCAAAUUGCCAUGAUGGUAGACCUCCUGGAGACGCUUCACAUUAGCCACGGCGGCGAGGUCAUCAAAGAAGGCUCGGAAGGGGACAGCAUGUACAUCGUGGCAGCCGGCGAGCUUCUCGUCACGCAAGCCGGUCGCGACCUCCGAACCCUGGCUAGCGGCGACGUCUUUGGCGAGUUGGCUAUUUUGUACAACUGCAAGCGAACAGCUACGGUGAAAGCUAAGACGGAGGUGCGGCUUUGGUGUAUGGAGAGGCAAACGUACAGGACCAUCAUCACCAACAAGUCCAAGAAGAAACGAGAGCAGCUUCUUGGAUUUUUGAAGACGUCUCGGACUUUGAAGGACCUAAAUGAUGUCCAGUUGUCCAAAAUUAUUGACUCCAUGGAGGAGGUCAAAUACCAAAACAAAGACGUCAUCGUCCGUGAAGGAGCCGAAGCAAACACCUUCUACAUUAUCCUUAAAGGAGAGGUGUUGGUGACAAAGAACGUAAAUGGGCUUCAGAAGCCUAUUCGACGUAUGGGCAAGGGCGAGCAUUUCGGGGAACAGGCCCUCAUACGCUCCAAGAUGCUUCAAGAGGCGCGAGCGCCAGAAAAAGCCAGUCCCAGUUCCACUCUAAGAUUUAAGGACCUGGUACCGGUGUUGUACCAGGAAGGGCGCUACCAAGGGGACCCCGUCACCCUCGGAGUUGGAGGCUUCGGACGAGUUCAACUGAUGACCACGUUGAACCAUGGCAAGUAUUACGCCAUGAAGCGGGUCUGUAAGAAGCACAUUGUGGCCAAGAGACAAGAGGAGCACAUGUUGUUUGAGAAGAAAAUUCUUAAAGCCAUCCAGUGUGACUUUAUUGUCAGGCUUCACGGUGCCUUCAAAGACACCCGUUACAUCUACAUGGUGAUGGAAUUCUGUGGCGGCGGCGAGAUUUGGACCAAACUCAAAGAAGUAGGACGCUUCGACGAGCAGAUCGCCGUUUUCUGCACGGCGUGCGUGGUGGAGGCGUACGCGUAUCUUCAUAAGAAGAGCAUCAUGUACAGAGAUCUUAAGCCCGAGAACCUCAUGUUGGACGUGCGCGGUUAUGUCAAACUGGUGGAUUUUGGUUUUGCCCGAGAGUUGGUACGCGGCGAGAAGACGUACUCGUUUGUCGGAACGCCUGAAUAUAUGGCGCCCGAGAUUAUCAAGAAUCAAGGGCACGAUUUUGCUGUCGAUUUCUGGUCGCUUGGAAUUCUCAUCUACGAACUUCUGGUGGGAAGCUCGGAACCUCAAAAAAUUUACGCCAAAAUCCUGGACGGGGUUCUCAACUAUCCUCCGUAUUUAAGCGAGGCGGCCAAAUCCAUCAUCAGUAAGCUGUGCAGACCGCGGCCUGGUCAGAGGUUAGGAAACACCAAAAAUGGCAUUAAAGAUGUACGACAUCACAGGUGGUUCAGUAACAUGAACUGGCACAAACUACGCAUGGCUCAGCUGGACGCGCCCACUGUCCGUCUCAUACGUAAGGGCCCAUCCUACAUCAAUUUCGAGCGCUUCCCUCAGGACCAAACAAAAGCGGAAGAGGAGUUCUCUGGUUGGGAUCGGGACUUUUAA
Nerophis lumbriciformis (worm pipefish) is the source of this 1668-nucleotide messenger RNA. The record is from RefSeq and is a predicted model, not a curated record. Lineage: Eukaryota; Metazoa; Chordata; Actinopteri; Syngnathiformes; Syngnathidae.